AUGUUUGAGCGCUGGAUUAAGCGAAGCAAGCCGCCUGUGAUCCCGGCAGCAGAGCGUCUCUCCUGUGCACCUCUAGCAGACUGGCUACGAGUUUGUCUGCUCCCGUUGAUCGAGCCUUUGGUCGAGAUUCACCAAAACCUGCUGGCCAAACUUGAGGUGCGUCUUACCGUUUGGGAAGAGGCGAUGAUUUCUGUACAACUGGCACAACGACGCCUUGCUCAGGCCACCUUACGAAGGCGUCAACACUUGCAACUUCGAGAGCUCCCACAGCCGCCGUCAAGCUUGGAAGUGAAGACGAGUCGGCUGUCACGGUCCAUCAUCAACUCCCCUACGGCUUUGUAUAAGAGGACGCGAAAACACAAGCUACUACAGACUUAUACACAAAAUCGAGCCAAAUCACAACCACCAGACGAAUCGAAUGGUGGAGCUUGUGUGAACGCAGGCAUCGAGCCGAAAUCCCGCUCUCAAAUCUGUUAUCGGGACUGGCGGUGGAGACACCAUAAACCUCACGAAAUGCAACACCAUCAAAAUUCCGCUUGCCAGGCAGAUGUAACAGAAGACAAAGGGACUGCAAUCAGUCAAUAUGCCAAAUUUCUGACUGAAGAUGGUUCUCCUGUUUCGCGCAACUAUGAGCGUCGAAGUGAAUCUGCAAAAAAAUUGGCCAACGACACAGCUCCUGAUAAGCAGACUCAGAUAUCGGCUACCACCUCUUUUCCCUCUUCACCGUCUCACUCGCGGUCGAGGUCGCCUGGAGUUCACUCCUCCCUCCGGAAUUCGUUAUCGCCACCCUCCUCCUUGUCCCCUGUAGCACCCGGCAACCGGAACCUGGAUCAUAGUUGCGAUGACGCCAGUUUGGCUAGUGGCUACGACUCUGACUGUCGAGAAAGAAGGCCCGAAAGGGCAGACUCGCCGACGGCAAAUUUCUCACCGGAGGGAUCAGUAUCGCGCUCCUACUCAAUGGCUUCUUAUCUGGCAACCACAUCUGCUUUAUUGCUGCCUGGAGAACCCAGACUUUGUAAUGCCUUGGCUCAAUCUUGCCCGUCCUCCCGUUCCUCUUCCUUCUCGACGAACUACCGCAUAACCGGCAGAUACUCAUGGCGACAAAGAAAAGCAGACGCAGUUUCCGCCAUUUUGGCAGAUAGCCCCACCAGCACGAAUUCGCUGGCCUGCGAUCUUCUUGAAUCGUAUGGAUUGGUUAGGCUGAAUAACGGCAUACAAGCUAUGCUUGAGGUACGAGACAGUAUAGGAGAAGUUGUUUGCGUUUUAAAGUAG
Molecule: messenger RNA, 1272 nt
Organism: Protopolystoma xenopodis
Lineage: Eukaryota; Metazoa; Platyhelminthes; Monogenea; Polystomatidea; Polystomatidae
Source: the annotation of a GenBank genome assembly